Molecule: messenger RNA, 408 nt
Organism: Striga asiatica
Lineage: Eukaryota; Viridiplantae; Streptophyta; Magnoliopsida; Lamiales; Orobanchaceae
Source: the annotation of a GenBank genome assembly
AUGGCUCCAGAGAGAGAGUUGGAGGCGAGGUUAAGUUCCUCCAGUGACGAACAGUUACCGAAUCCCACAGGAAGAAAUCCACUGAAAAAGUUGCCUUCCGCACUUAGAGCUCUAAUGGCGGUUGAGUUUAUGCAAAUCUCAACUGGAACGCGGCCGGUGAUAUCAUUCUCGGAGAUAUUAAGAGUUGUGAUUGACGGCAAGUUUAUGUUUUCUGGGAAAGAGCCUGAGAGGUGGAGCGUAACUACUACGGCGGUGGAGUUGAGAGACGAUGAGGAGAAAUCGCAGGUGAUUCCCGGCCAACCACAGCAAUUUGAUGAAUUGAUAUCCCAUCCAUCGAUGGAGGACUCAAGGUGCUCGACGAAAGUCCUCAACGAAUUCAGAUCAUUUGAGCUGCAUGUCCAGUUCUGA